Molecule: messenger RNA, 2010 nt
Organism: Rhopilema esculentum
Lineage: Eukaryota; Metazoa; Cnidaria; Scyphozoa; Rhizostomeae; Rhizostomatidae
Source: RefSeq, a predicted model, not a curated record
AUGGCUUCAAAAUGGAAAGGAAGUUACGAUAGUUCAAGAAAGUAUAAGAAGAGCUGGGAGAAGCAAUAUGUAUGGCUGUCAGAAUCACCAGAUGGUAAAGGGAAUGCAUACUGUAAACUCUGUCGCAAAUCUCUUCAAGCGAAACUUUGGUCAAUCUCCAAGCAUGAAAGCUCUUCUGAGCACUCAACUAGAAUCAAAGAAACUCAGCAAAUGAGACCUUUAGCUGUAGAAAGACACCCUCGACCAGGGACAACCAAACGGGAUGUUAAAGAAGCAGAAAUUCAAAUAGCUGUUGGCAUAGCCUGUCACUCUGCAAUCCUUGCCGUUGAUCAUUUGGGCGAAUUAAUGGUUCAGCAUGGCAAAGGAAGUGCUUUGGGGGAAAUGCAACUCCACCGUACAAAAUGUAGUCAGUUGAUAAAAAAUGUUGUGUCACCAUCUUUGAAACGCGAGCUUCAAAAAGAUGUAGAAGGGAAAGGUUUUGCAGUGCUCAUUGAUGAGUCCACAGAUGUUGCCGCGAAAAAGAACCUUUGUAUAUGCAUUCGAUACUUCAGUGAGCAAGAAAUGCAAGUGGCCACAGCGUUCGUUGGAAUGAUAGUAUUUGUCGAAGCGACGGGUGAAAACUUAUUUCAGGCAGUGAAAACUGGUCUUCAAACGGUUGGACUAGAUCUGCACAACUGCUUUGGCUUUGCAAGUGAUGGUGCUUCUACAAUGGUGGGGGAAUGGAAUUCAGUAUGGUCCAGGAUUCGGGAAUCGUCGCCAAAUUGUAUACGGAUGAAAUGUAUUUGUCAUUCACUGGCUUUGUGUGUCCAACAUGCAUUCGAGAAGAUGCCAGCGAAUCUUGGCUUUCUUCUGAAGGAAAUACCGAAGUGGUUUUCGAAAAGCAUUUUACGAAGAGAGGCUUUCCACCAGCUCAUAGACGCCAUGAAUCCAAAUAAUGAGCACGCAGGUAAACCAAUGCCAUUCCAGAAAAUGUCUGCAACUCGAUGGCUUGUCAGAGGGAAGGUGCUUUUCAACAUUCUUGUCAAUUGGGAGGAACUGAAAGCGUAUUUUUUGGUAGAAGAGCCCAAUUGUAAAUCAGAUGUUCGCUACAAAGCAAGAAUGUUGCUGAGCAUGUUGAAUGAUGACAUCAACCACCUUUAUUUUCAUUUUCUCUCUCCAAUCGUGACAGAAUUUGAACGAGUUAAUGCGUCAUUUCAAGCCACAAAUGCAGAUCCUGAAGACAUGGUCAAACAGCUCUUCCUGCUCCACAGCACUCUACGCUACAGAAUAUAUGGCUCAGGCGAUGAAGUUCUGCCAAACUCUCGUGUUGAUUUUGGUGUGAAAUUUGUCAUGGAAUCACAAAAGUAUAUUCAUCAUCACGGAAAUUCUGCUGAAGCGAAAGUGAAGGUAGAGGAAGUGUAUAACCGAUGCCAGAGUUUUCUCGUUGAAGCGCUUACACAGGUUGAAAAUAGACUUCCUGGGAAUGAAACUAUUUUCAAAGGCCUCAGCUACCUGUCCCCAGCGACAGUUCUCUCUCAGGUUGACCGUGUGCCGUUUUAUUCUUUACCCAUGCUUCACGUCAUGGCUGAUAUAUCAUCAGUUGAAGAAGAAUAUCGCAGGAUCCUUCAUGUCGACUGGGCAGGCGAAAGCGUUUUUAAUGGAUUUGUCCCAAGAGAUUCAGCUGAAUUUUGGUGUGGAAUUUUGAAGUACACAUCUAGUACAGGAGAGCAACCAUUCAAAAGAUUGGCUCUUUAUGCUUUAACAGCCCUUGCGACCCCAGUGAGCAAUGCCAUAUGCGAGAGAGUGUUUUCACACGUCACUAAUGUAAAAACAAAGCUAAGAAGCAGAAUGCCUCUUGAUAUGCUGGAUGCUGUAAUCAGAAUUCGAGUUAAUUUCAAGUUUGGGCAAAAAUGUUGCCGAGAUCUCAGAGUUUCACCAGAAAUGCUUGAGUUGUUCAAUUCUACAAACAUGUACAACCAAGGGGAAACUUCUGCAGAUGCAGAUGAAGCUAACUUGAAUGCAUACUUGUGA